ACUGCACGCAUUGCACAACACUAAAAAUUCUCCGUUCCGCGAUGUAGGUUGCUGGAAGAUAAUUUUUCAUAACACAAUACAUAAUUACAAUUCAUAAUACUACUAAAACUACAAUAUCAGAAAACAGUGGGUAGCGCCAUUGUAUAACAGUGGGCGCCGCCGCCAAAGUUACUGGUAAAAUAGGUUAUUUCAGUUUGGGGUCAGUGCACAACAAACGCUAACCAAGCAUUACUAUCGCAAAUAAUCGGCAAAAUAAUCAAUCAGAAUGGGUGUACCCAAGUUCUUCAGGUACACAAGUGAGCGGUACCCUUGCCUCAACGAGCUGGUGAAGCAGUAUCAGAUACCAGACUUUGACAACAUGUACUUGGACAUGAAUGGAAUUAUACACAACUGUUCGCAUCCCGACGACUCAAACCCACACUUCCGUAUAACGGAAGAGAAAAUAUUCCAGGACAUAUUCCAUUACCUCAGCAUACUGUUUCAAAUUAUUAAGCCUAAGAAGUUGUUCUUUAUGGCUAUUGACGGUGUGGCUCCGAGGGCUAAGAUGAACCAGCAAAGAGGGAGAAGGUUUAGAUCUGCAAGGGAAGCAGAAAAAUUGGAACAGGAAGCUAGAGAAAAAGGUGAGGUGCUACCGACGGAGAAGCGUUUCGACAGCAACUGCAUCACGCCGGGCACCGUCUUCAUGGCGCGGCUGCACGAGCAGCUCAAGUACUUCAUCAAGUACAAGAUGUCCACUGACCCUCUGUGGUCCAAGGUCAAGGUUGUGCUGUCUGGACAUGAGACGCCAGGAGAAGGCGAACACAAAAUAAUGGACUACAUCAGAUGGUCCCGUUCUCAACCGGACUACGAUCCCAACACGAGACAUUGUCUAUACGGGCUUGAUGCCGACCUCAUUAUGUUGGGCAUGUGUACCCAUGAGCCGCACUUCGCCUUGCUUAGAGAAGAGGUAAAAUUCGGCAGAUCAACACAGCGUGCUACCAGUCCCGAAGAGACUAAUUUCUACCUCCUACACUUAUCCUUACUAAGAGAAUAUUUAGAACAAGAGUUUAUUUCUCUGAAGUCCCAGUUGCCCUUUCCUUACGACAUAGAGAAGAUUGUCGAUGACUGGGUGCUGAUGGGGUUCUUAGUGGGCAAUGAUUUUAUUCCUAACUUGCCCAAUAUGCAUAUUAGUAAUGAUGCCUUGCCUGUUUUAUAUAAGACUUAUAUGACUGUACUGCCUACUUUAGAUGGUUAUAUAAACGAGGCAGGAGAUUUAAACCUGCGUAGAUUCGAGGUGUUCAUGCAGGAACUGGCGAAGAUCGACAAGGAGAAGUUCCAGGACACGUACGCUGAUCUCAAGUACUUUGAGGCCAAGACUGGGAGACGGCCUAAUGCUAACGAGAGGAGAGAGUACAAACCUAACAAUGACGAUACGUUUAACGUGAAUAUAGAAGACAUCAAGUCUAAUAAACCAGACGAUGAGCUACAAGCUCUAAUCAAUGCUACACAAGACAUGUUCAUGGAUGAUAUGGACAAUGAUAAUGAAGACGAGUAUGAAGAAACUAGUGACGAGGAAGCAAAUAUGGAAAUGGAAUUUAUACUUCACAAAAAGGAUUAUUACAUGAAUAAAUUAGACUAUUCGAAAGUCACAGAGGAAGUGCUAGCCGACCAAGCAGAAGGCUACGUCCGUGCUAUACAGUGGAACUUGCACUACUACUACAAAGGCUGUCCGUCGUGGUGCUGGUACUACCCCCACCACUACGCCCCCUAUAUAUCGGACAUCAAAGGGUUUAAGGACUUGAAGAUUGAAUUUGAGCUGGGAGACCCUUUUAAGCCUUUCGAGCAGUUGCUAGCAGUGUUGCCAGCAGCCAGUAAACAGUUACUCCCGGCGCCGUUCCACGAUCUAAUGACAGAUGAAGACUCGCCCAUAGUGCACUACUACCCACAGAACUUUGAGACUGAUCUCAAUGGCAAGAGGAAUGAUUGGGAAGCUGUAGUGCUUAUUCCUUUUAUUGAUGAGGUGAAUCUACUAUCGGCAAUGGAACCUUGCUAUCAGAGGUUGACAGAAGAAGAGAAGAAACGUAACUCACACGGACCAAUGAUGGUCUAUAACUGGACACCACAGAAUCAAGGAGUAACCCUAGCCCCGGACUACUUCCCGGCGAUACCGGAAUGCUUCGCGAUCGAGAGACAGGUGUGGAGACAGGAGAUCGAAGUCCCCGGCAGUAUGCUGCGAAGAGGGAUGCUUCCCAAUGCCAAGAGAGACAUGUUGUAUCCUGGAUUUCCUACCAUGAGGCAUUUGAAGUAUCAGACAAGCUUCAAGAAAGGCAAAGUAAAAGUGUUCGACCAGCCAUCUCGCAACGAGAACAUGAUCGUCGAGAUAAUCCGCGACACUGAACAACAGGACUCCCUGGAGAAAGUUGCGCAAGAGUUGCUCGGACGCACGAUUUGGGUCGGAUGGCCACAUCUUACUAGGGCUAAAGUAAUAUCAGUAUCAGACGAGAAGAUGCGUUUACACUACGUAGAUAAACAGAACAACAACGUGAAUGGGGCUCCUACCUACACCACUGAGGCUAACUUCGGUAACCUGCACAAACAGUGGAUUAGCGAGAGAUCUACUAUUAUUGAACACAAUAUGAAUCGUCUUGGAAUCGAAUUGGGAGAUGUGAAGAUUAUCAUCCACGCAGUCAAUUUGAAAGGGUUUAAAUACAUGAUCCAAGACAACGUAUCAAUGGUCCAGGAGCCGGAGUGGUGCAGUGUUCCCUGUGGCUACGCGCACCAGGCCGUGGUGAAGGACGUGCGGGCACACGUCAUACAGGAGGGCGGCAAGUUCAGCACGCCGCAGGAGGCAUACCCGCCCGGGGACACUGUGUUCUUGCUGACUCAGGGACAGCAUUACGGGAGUCUGGCUACGGUGGUAGACUCGGAGUCUGUCAGAUCGGGUCGUAUCAAGGUGAUGGUGCGUGAGCGCGGCGAGCCGAUCCCGUCAGCCAACGCCGCCGCCACGCCGUACCGCACCGCCAACCAUGCCGCCGCUGCUUGCGGUAUAUCAGCACAGAUGAUGUCCCGCAUCACGGGCACAGUGCUGGUGGUGACGGGCGAGCGACACGACAUGCCCACUGAACAGCUCAACAAGAUCAACAUAGGAUUGAACCUCAAGUUUAAUAAGAAGAAUUUGGAAGUAUCAGGCUACACUCGACGCUGUAAAGUAACCAACGCAUGGCUGUACUCGGAGCGAUGCAUCGAGCUCGUCAAGUCGUACGAGCGAGAGUUCCCGGACCUGUUCGAUAGUUUGGGCUCGGGACUUAAUAGAGACGUUUACUUUGAAAGUGAUUUGUUCCCUGGUGAAGUUGGCAAAAACAAGGCCCAAGACAUAGCCCAAUGGAUAAAAGCGCAGCCCCACACUAGGGCUUUGCGUCGUGAAUGUGGCUCCGAAGCCCUAGAGCCUGAGGAGAUGAAGUUACUAGCUGAUAGCCUGGACAAACAGCUGGUGGACCUCGCCGGCAAGGAGAAGAAGGUCACCUUGCAGGUUAAAUGGAACCUGCUUUAUAAGCCGGAGCUCCACUGCGGCAACAUAUCCCCGGACCCUCGCGCCGACUUCCGCCUCUACGACCGCGUCGUCUGCGUCGCUCGCCACAUGUCCGUGCCGCUCGGCGCUGCCGGCACCAUCACCGCAGUGCUACCCCCGCCUAACACCAACACUGUCCGGCUGUCGGACAAACUGAAUGCCGAUCAUUCGUACAUGGUGAUGUUCGAUAAACCCUUCCCUGGGGCUAUGAGUGAAGAUCUCUUUGAUGAGGCUAGAUUUUAUCGAUUAUCCCCAAACAACAUGCUGAACUUAUCGUACGGACGCAAACUCCGCGGGCUGUCGAACCCGGCGCCGCCGGCCGACAGCUUCCUGCCGCAAGCCAGCCCGCAGCCCAACCUGCUGCGCCGCGAUGACGGACACCACUCCGCCUUCGCUAACUAUAGCCCUCCGGCAGAUAAGGCCGUGUCUCCGGACAAUCGCAACCACGUCGCCAACGCCCCGCCUAGCAACGGUCCGGCCACACAGGACAAUGCCACACAUUUACUUAGAAGCUUGCUGAAGAUCAGCGAAACAGAUGCUGACAAUAAGAAACCUAAGACGACAACGCCAGAACAGAAUCGCAAUUGGCGCGUCAAGAAUGAGAACCCACUGCUUCACCCACAACCGCCGCGCACCCCACCUGCGUUUUGGAGUUUAUUUUCUGGAGGGCCGCCGCAGCCGCAGAACUGGCGCAAGGAGACGGCGCCGCACAUGAACGCGCCGCGACCACCGCCCACCUACACCGCGGAAUGGAACCACACCUAUAAGAGUCAACCGCCCAUCCCUCCAUACCCAACCUUCGGCCAGCCUUUCCAAGGUCCAGGUCCCAGCCAGAUCCCGUUCCCCCAGUUCCAAAACCCUCACUUCCAACAGCGCAACCAGUUCACAUACCGCAACCAGGACAACCAGCGCAACAACCAGCCGAGAACGUUCGAGAACCCCUUCCCCAAACAUUUGCCGAGCGUUGGCGCCGUUGGACCCAAUGUCACGUUGGGGCCAAGUUGGAACCAACCUAAUAGUCAGGUUAAAACACAGAACACAAAGCCACCGCCGCCUGCCGCCAACAAACAGGCCGCUGCGCCCGCGCAGAACAACGCCGACAAAGUCAACAAUCCCUUCGUGCCGCUACAAGUGCAGACUAGUCAGAGACGCGUGUCACAGCCGAGCGGUUCAUCCAACAGACGGGACUCGGGACAGAUUCAGGCUCCCAAGUCGACAUUACCGAAGCCACAGCCUUCUAACACACCCAUUGUACAACAAAACCAGGAUCCGACACCGCGGCCUAUAAAGAAGAAAAAGCCCAGAAUAGCGGCCAACCUGCCUUUCCAAAUAGACUAAAUUAUUGUUGAUAUAGUCUAACAUAACGUUAUUCAAACUCCUUAUAGUGCAGGCUGUAUGCGUAUAGAUUCCUUGGAUCAAUCCGUUUUUGUUGACGUCCGGUAGGUUUUGACAUAAACGUCAAAAAAGUGUCAUCAAUAAGCGAAUCGAAUCGUUUCUCGUUUAUAGGAAGACAAGACAAAGUGCCAAGUGCAUUUAAUAUUCUAGCAUGAACUUACUAAUGUAGUCUUGUAAAAAGUAAAUUACACUUGAUUUAUGAAAAAAAUAAAGAUUGUUUUUCUUUUAUUUAAUAUUUGUGAAAUUGUUGCAUUUGACAUCAUAAGACUUUUGUUUUAACCACGAUCGCAUUGGUAGGAUUGUGCUAGGUGAUAGUUAUAUUGUCGAUACGGGUAUUAUUUAUGUACUACAAGUCUAUCUGUAAACGUUUCUGUCUUAUUUCUUUAUAUUUCAGAGUUCCUACAUUUGCAUGCAUUUAUAGUGUACGUAAUCGUAACAUAAUUACGAAAUCAAACAUUUGUCAUUCGAGGGAUUGAAUAUUAUUCAUGUCAUAAUUUGCGUAUCGACAAUAUAACAUGCGAACUUUCGACAGCACUAGGAAUAUACAUUUAGUACAUUCACUAUAUUUUAUGUACCACAGAUGUGUUACUAUCCUACAUUAAAUGAGACUUCUGAUCUCUCACAGAGUACUCUUUUUAGAUAAUACAUAGGUAUUUUAAACAUGCAUAAUAUUGAUGCGUAAUAAUUUUAUUCGCACGGUACAGUCUGCAUUAUAAGCAGUAACUAACGAUAAGUAACACCUAGAACUGAGCUUAUAACAUGAACGACUGCGAACGGAAAAAAUAGGAAAAGCGAGUUUUUUGGACAAAAAUUCAGGUUUGAAUACAUCUCACGAUUAUAGAAUAAAAUCUUGUACAUUUUGUAAAUAUUAUGAAGUUAUAAGAAUCUGUAAUGAAUGAGUGUGAUCAAUUUAUUUAAAUGGAAUUACAUUAAAUCGAGAUUGCAUACGUUCCUGUUUUAGGGCCGAUUUAAAGUAUUAUUAUUAAAUUAUUUGAAAAUGAAUUGAAGGGGUUCUAAUAUAUUAAAUUGACGUGCGAAUGCUACGUACGUAAUCUCGGUCACUGAAUGGCAGCAUUCGUUUCAAGUUCCUGAGUUACUGUAUUUUCACCUUUCAUAACAAAUCGUGUAGUUUUGCUCACGACGAUACCAAUUUUCCUGACGAAUAUCAAAGAAAAGAAGUAUUUUCGAUAGAUAUAAUAUCUUUCUUUCCCAAUACAUUUGACUUUUCAAUAUAUUAUGUCGUGUACAAAAAAUAAAACAAAAUCUUUCGACUUCCACAUGUACACUAAACAGUACAAAGUACUUAGCAUUAUGAAUAAAUAUAUUUUUCUCGUGUAUAAUAAAAUAAAACAUUUCAAUAAACUGUAUCCCCUGAAUUGUAGUAGAAUGACGCAAUAGGCACAUUGUAUGUAAACGUAGUUUGAAGAUACUUUUUAAUCUAUCUGACUGUCAUAAUAGUACCUAUCUAAUAUUGUAUGAGUCAUAUUUUGUAUAUCUGAGCACAAAUUACUGAGCCUAGAGAUACAAAAUGUUAUCAAGAAAAAACCUCUUGCAAGACAUUUUUAAAUACCUAAAUAAUGCAAGAGUGCCUUCAUAGUUAUGUGACUCGAAUUAGUUUAUAAAUAAAAAAGUACAUGAAACGUGUUUCUACAUUUUUAGUAUGUACAGACAUAAGAAUACAACUUCUACUUACUUUUGAAUGUGUGUCAUUUGCGUAUCGAAUUUCCAAAACUGAAUGUGACUGGAAAUGUGAUUUAUUUCCUUCUGACUUAUUUUUUUAUAUAAAAUCAAGAUUAUGCCUCAAUAAAUGGAAAUUACCUACAA
Helicoverpa armigera (cotton bollworm) is the source of this 6766-nucleotide messenger RNA. RefSeq names its product 5'-3' exoribonuclease 1 (gene pcm). The record is from RefSeq and is a predicted model, not a curated record. The transcript is spliced from 33 exons. NCBI's taxonomy places the organism in Eukaryota, Metazoa, Arthropoda, Insecta, Lepidoptera, Noctuidae. Gene Ontology annotation, biological process: nuclear-transcribed mRNA catabolic process. Bases 266 to 4885 code for a protein of 1539 amino acids. Gene Ontology annotation, molecular function: nucleic acid binding; 5'-3' exonuclease activity.